Messenger RNA from Camponotus floridanus (Florida carpenter ant), 770 nucleotides. RefSeq lists its product as uncharacterized. Lineage: Eukaryota; Metazoa; Arthropoda; Insecta; Hymenoptera; Formicidae. The record is from RefSeq and is a predicted model, not a curated record. The transcript has 3 exons. The coding region runs from base 299 to 727 and encodes 142 amino acids.
CACGUCGACACAUUCUAGUUAACGCGAAAUUUCACGCGGAAGCACGCGACGCAAGUGCAAACAUGUGCGAGGAACGGAAGAAACGGGAAGGCCUCUCGCGCGGCGAGACUACCCCACCCUCUCGAUAGGCGAUGACAGCCAAAAGCGCAAACAAACAAACAACCGAUUAAACAAGCGAGCAACAUACACGACGUGCAUCGUCUCGAACGUGUCGAGCGAGGAGAGAGAGAGAACGCUACCUCUCGUGGCGCGAUCAAACCCGAGUCUCGUCGUCGCGGGAUCCGCGAAAAUCAUCUCUAUGUUUACACUCGCGAGAUGUACGCGCGACUGCGGCCGACGACGCGCGAGAUAUUCGCGUAAUUCGACCGCCCUGCCGCAUUCCUCGACGAUAAAACCUGGAGAUUCGGAGAACAACAGACGAGGAUCGUCCGAGAAGCGCGACGACCACUUCCCCGAACGUUACGCGUACGUAUAUUCGUUCUACACCGCGCGCCACGGAAGCUCGUCAGGAGGAUCCGUUGGCGGCUGUCUCGGCGGCUCGAUGGUACCCUGGCCUCGCGCGAGGUCACCUGGAUGCCCAGGGACUGCCAAGGACCGUUGCACCGACCACUUCAGCAGCACUUCCAGCCUCCGGCGGAGAAGCUGCCGUCCCGUCUCGCGUAAACCUCCAAACACUACGGACAGGCAACUCUUACAAGAUGGCGGCCGAUGGUGCAGCGCCGCGUAAGGUCGAGUCGCGGAACUAUCAAGACUGCGCGCGCGCCUUUUAU